Molecule: messenger RNA, 800 nt
Organism: Andrographis paniculata
Lineage: Eukaryota; Viridiplantae; Streptophyta; Magnoliopsida; Lamiales; Acanthaceae
Product: protein SPIRAL1-like 1
Exons: 3
Coding region: 208-549 (113 amino acids)
Biological process (GO): cortical microtubule organization
Cellular component (GO): cortical microtubule, transverse to long axis
Source: RefSeq, a predicted model, not a curated record
GCUAUUUCCAAUCCCGAAUCGUCGCUCGCCUGUCGCUAUCGGUUCGAUCCUCGUUCUCACCGAAGAGGCCUGGAAGAUCUGGUAAACGAGUGGAAGUAGAGAAUCUCGUGCUCGAUUAAUACUCUCUUGGUUUCGAACUUUGCAGUGAGAAUUGAUUUGCACCUCUUUGGUAGAUCUGAGCUCAAGCAGGCAUCAGAACUGUCGAACAUGGGUCGUGGAGUCAGCAGUGGCGGUGGGCAGAGCUCUUUGGGGUACUUAUUCGGGAGUGACGAAUCUCCAAAACCGGCGGAAAAGAAACCCGUGGAUGGUGCGGGUGAAAGUAGACAGGUGACUAAAGAGCCUUCGCCGAAGCCUAAUGCUGUUGCUCAGCCGGUGGACAUUAGCAAGCAGAUUCCCGCAGGUAUUCAUAGCAGCACAACCAACAAUUAUGUCCGAGCCGAUGGUCAAACUACUUGCAAUUUCAUCACGGACCGGCCGUCGACCAAAGUCCAUGCUGCGCCGGGAGGAGAUUCUUCGUUGGGAUACUUAUUCGGUGGAGGCAGCAAUUAAAGCACCGGAAAAGGGUAGAGGGUAUGUCGCCAAAUUUUCUUACAAGUUUACGGUAAAUGUUGUCUGCCGGAUUCUGUACAUUGUGGUCAGACAACAAGUUUUUUUUCUACCCGUUGUGUUUGUGAUUAUUGAAAACUCGAUUGAUUGUGUGUCGCCGGAUAUGCUUAGCUGCUGUUCGAUAUUCGGUGUAUUGUCUUAAAAAUCGACUCUUUGAAACUCGUCUUGUGAAUGAAUGUCUUCAGUUUUCGAAA